CAAUUUCAGUUUCAUUCAGGCGCUCUCUUGAACAGUCCCCUCGCCUUGUUGGUCGGAGAGGACCCCCAGCAGUCCACCAUGGCGGCGCCCGGUGGGACUUUAAACUGUGAGGACUUCUCCAUGUUUCAGGAGGUGCUGAAGUUGAUGCGCACCAUAGAUGACCGUAUCGUCCAUUCCCUGAACACCACCGUGCCCACAGUCUCCUUCUCAGGCAAAGUGGAUGCCACACAAACAUGCAGACAACUCUAUGAAUCGAUGAUGCAGGCACAUCUGAGCAGAGACAAAGCCAUCAAGGCCUGUAUAGCCCAAACAUCUGAGAUGAUCGGACACCUGCGUGAAGAACGAGCAAAAGAAAGCGAAAACCUGGCACUUAUCAAACAGCUCAGAAAGGAGCAGACCAAAUUAAAGCUUAUGCAGUCAGAGCUGAGUGUUGAAGAAGUUGUCAAUGACAGAAGUCUAAAGAUCUUCAGUGAAAGGUGCAGAAUCCACUACACGCCUCCAAAGGUGAAGUGAAGCCCCGUCUGAUGAGAGGAGCUGCUUCAUUCAAGGUUCAAAUCCAGACUGGAGCUGAAACUGUGAGCUGCUGCUGCUGCUGAGUCCAGUCUGCAGGUCGUUUUAGACCACUGUGACCUCUCGUCCAACACACUUAUAUUCCAUUGUGACUCUUGUCUCGCCACAGCUGUAACAACAAUCAUCCGUGUGCUUCUUUAAUGAGAAUCCAUGUACAAAACAAGGUUUUUUUUAAAAAGACAAUGAAACGUUUUCAAGUGACA
Morone saxatilis (striped sea-bass) is the source of this 773-nucleotide messenger RNA. It is a transcript of the gene ccdc58, whose product is annotated as coiled-coil domain containing 58. The transcript is spliced from 5 exons. The record is from RefSeq and is a predicted model, not a curated record. Gene Ontology annotation, cellular component: mitochondrion; mitochondrial intermembrane space. Lineage: Eukaryota; Metazoa; Chordata; Actinopteri; Moronidae. The coding region runs from base 79 to 513 and encodes 144 amino acids.